Coturnix japonica (Japanese quail) is the source of this 4699-nucleotide messenger RNA. It is a transcript of the gene CSNK1G2, whose product is annotated as casein kinase 1 gamma 2. NCBI's taxonomy places the organism in Eukaryota, Metazoa, Chordata, Aves, Galliformes, Phasianidae. Gene Ontology annotation, molecular function: ATP binding; protein serine/threonine kinase activity. The record is from RefSeq and is a predicted model, not a curated record. Gene Ontology annotation, biological process: protein phosphorylation.
GAACCUGCUGCUCUUUGCCCAGCUCUGAUUGUGCAGCCAGGCUGAGCUCCCAGCUCCAGCUCUGAAGUUUGCUCUGCCUUAGUUGCACAUUGAGCCUCUGCCUGGCUCUUGGUUGGAUCCUUGACUAUUGAACUGAGUUCAGAUAUAGCUUGUAUGCUCCUGAGCCCAGCUGGGGUGGCUGUGAGAGUGAUGGGGAAAUGAAGGCUUUUGUCACAGCCCCAUCCAGCACAGGGGAGCCGGGCUCAGGGGGCUGUUAAGGAAGAUGAGUGUUUGCUCAUUCCCUUUUUCAGACACCUGGCACUGUCUGGAGGUACCUGAGCUGAGUCCUGCAGCCCAUCCAUAGCCAUGAAGAGCCUUGAUGGGGUUCGUGCCAUCCCUGAGGCUGCAGUGGGCACCCAGCAGCACUGUGCCAUCACUGUAAUGAAAGCUGAGGGAGUUCUGCCCAUGGAUGGGUUGUGUAAUGAAUGAGGAAGCUGGGGCAGUAGUUUGCUGCCUGCAGGGACUCAGAGAGGUGGCAGGAACUAGAAACAAAAGGUUUGAGUUUCAGAUGGAAGCGUGUGCUAAGGAAGGGUGAGCGUGUGUUGGCUGGGCUUUCUGGGACAGCUCACAGAAGUGAGAGCCCAGAAAUGAGGGAGAAGGGACAGUUUGUACAUGCAAGUAAUGUUCUGGAUAUUAAUAGCAGCAGCAUGAAGCGGGUCCUCACAGGGGUGUCUCCUGCACGUCCCUCUGACACCACACAUCAUCCUUCUGUGUGGAGCCCGGAGAAGCAGGUCUGGAGCAGGUAAGGGAAAGGGAGGAAGCAGCCAGGUUACACCACAGCUCCCUGCCUGAGAGGUGGUUGGAGUUGGAUGAACCCCUUGAGAAGUCUCCAUGUGUACCCAUCCCUCUCCUGACCUAUAGCAGCUCUGGGGCUGCCUCUCCAUCUGCAGCCCCUGCCGUGCUCCUGCUUUGGUGCCGUCCUGAUCCCAUGGGGGAGAUCUGAGGUGUGUCUGUUUUGUGUUGCUUUGCUUCCCCACUUAUGACAACAGCAGGUCACCCGGGUACCUCCGAGAGGAUGCAAGGAAGGACUGAGCUGCUCAGCCUUGUAAUAGAGGGGAUGGGAGGAGAAAUGUUUCCCGGAUCAUUCGUUGCUUCUCCAAAGAUGCUGCUGACGCUGGUGUGUAAGCUGAUGGAUAUUGCUGUGCCACAGCACGGCCCUCUGCCCCACUUACUCUGCAGGGAGGAUUAAUUGCACGGUGCUUCCUUGCUGCUCCUUCCACCCGUUGGGGGGGCCCUGGGUCCUGCUGGUGACCCUGGAAGCUGUCCCUGUGUAAGGCAGGACGGCAGUGAGUGCAUUCAGCUCCCUUCUAAAAGGGAAACAGUGCUGGCAUCCCACUGCAGGGACUCUGAUGGCUCAGGGGAGAGCUCUCCAUGUAAACCCCCCUGGAAGUUUGCCCUUCCACCCUUCUCCUUCCUUAAGAUUUGGCAGUGAUUUAGGAAAUGUGUGAGGCUUUGGGAGAGAGCACAGGGAGCAGCAGUGCUGCUUGGAAUGUGGGACAGCUCAGCUUGGCAGCUCCACAGCCCAGAAAUGGAAGCAGCCUCAUCACCAAUGGGAGCAGCACCCCCUGCAUCCCCACCUCCAGGACUCUGCUGGGACACAGCUGAGCUGCUUUAGUCACUGCUGGUGUCCCCUGCUUCCGUGUGACCAUAGGGGAGUUGCAAUGAGCUGUAUUUGGGUGAUGGAAGUGAUUGCUCGUCCCCUUUUCCUCCUACCUCGCAUCACAGAAGGCCAUCCCAGAUCUGCCGGUGCAGCUGCUUCCUAACCUGGUUCUGUCAAAAGGAUAUGGGUUAAGGGGAAAAAAAAAAGAAAGAGCUCCUACUAUUAAAAGUGUUUAUGCCAACCCGGAUCCUGCUGACAGCACAGGGUUGGUGGUGAUACACAUGACGUGAGGCCAGGCAGAUCUGUGUGCACUGACAGCCCCCAGAUGGGCCGGGAGAAGCCUUCUGCCAUGCAUCUCACAAGGCAGCAGGCACUGCACACAGCCUGUGUGGGGUAUUUGGGGUCUGUGGGGCUUCAUUGUGAUAUAACAUGAACUCCUGGCUUCCCCUCCUUGCUGCAGGGCUCAGGGUGCCCCCAGUCGUGCUGAUGGUGGGCAGUUGUGCCUCAGUUCCCUCUUCUGCAGCAACACUUCCUCAGUGAAGUACCUCAAGCUGCAGAGAGUGUAAGAGCCAAAGGGCAUUUACCCUUUGCAUCAGCCGGCUGGAAAACCCCUGGAGCUUGCAAUAGGGAGCAGCAGGAAGAGACACACCAAUGAAUGCUGCUGCCUGGGCUCCUGCCCAGUGCUGGGAGGUGUGUCCUGGCUGCUGGGAGGGAGGAAAGCUCCAGGUGGAGGUUGUGAGCCUGGGGGAGGGAAGGAGCCACAUACAUCCCUUUGUUAUAGGGAAAGGGUUGGGAAACACUUCAGUCCUUUUACUGACCAGAUAUAGAGCCCCUUGGCCUCACUGCAGCUGAUCCCUGUGUUGGAUGGAAGCACAUGUGGGGCUCGAGGCUGUGGGGUUGAGGUUGGGGUUUGCUGUUAUCACAUCCCUGUUUGUUUUCCAUCUUCAGCCUCCAGCGGUUGCAUCAACGGGAGCAAAUUGAAGGGUUGCAUCAGUGCUGUUUGCAGCAGCAGCGUGGGGAGAAGUGACGGUAUGGAGUGAGGAGAGCCAGCCUUGUUCUGCACAGCAAACCUUGGGCAUCACUGGGGCUCGCCGGGCGCAGGGAGGACCCUCUGCAGGAUGUUCUCUCCACCAAAGAUCUCCUCGUGACCGGCGACGAUGACCAUCCCGGCAGCACCUCGACAAGCACCAACGUUGCAGUAACCCGGCUCGUCCCCCUGCCGCACACCGGGAUGCUGCACUGACCGAGGGCAGCCCCGCUUCUUUUCUCCUCCCUCCUCCCCCCCCUCCCUCAACUUUCAGCAGCUCUGGGAUUUGUAUGGCAGCAGCGUAACCGUGGAGAGGCCGGGGUAUCACAAACUUAUGGAUUUUGAUAAGAGAGGAGGGAAAGGGGAGCUGGAGGAAGGUAAAAGGAUGUCCAAGACGGGUGGAGGAAGGAGCAGCCAUGGAAGUCGAAGUGCCGGAACCAAUUCGGGAGUCUUAAUGGUGGGUCCCAACUUCCGCGUCGGAAAGAAGAUCGGAUGCGGCAAUUUCGGGGAGCUCCGUCUAGGAAAGAACCUCUACACCAACGAAUACGUAGCGAUCAAAUUGGAGCCCAUCAAGUCUCGGGCCCCACAGCUGCACCUGGAGUAUCGCUUCUACAAGCAGCUGGGCAAUGCAGAAGGAAUUCCUCAGGUUUACUACUUUGGCCCCUGCGGGAAGUACAACGCCAUGGUGCUGGAGCUGCUGGGCCCCAGCCUGGAGGAUCUCUUUGAUCUGUGUGACCGCACCUUCACCCUCAAAACCGUCCUGAUGAUCGCCAUCCAGCUGAUCACAAGGAUGGAGUACGUCCACACCAAAAGCCUCAUCUACAGAGACGUCAAACCAGAGAACUUCCUGGUGGGGCGGCCGGGCAGCAAACGGCAGCACACCAUCCACAUCAUUGACUUCGGCCUGGCCAAAGAGUACAUCGACCCCGAGACCAAAAAACACAUCCCCUACAGAGAGCACAAGAGCCUGACGGGGACGGCGCGUUACAUGAGCAUCAACACCCACCUCGGGAAGGAACAAAGCCGCAGGGACGACCUGGAAGCGUUAGGCCACAUGUUUAUGUACUUCCUCCGUGGGAGCCUCCCCUGGCAGGGCCUGAAGGCGGACACACUAAAGGAGAGGUACCAGAAGAUCGGUGACACCAAACGAGCCACCCCAGUGGAGGUGCUGUGUGAGAACUUCCCAGAGGAGAUGGCCACGUACCUGCGCUACGUGCGGCGCUUGGACUUCUUUGAGAAACCAGACUACGAUUACCUGCGGAAGCUGUUCACGGAUCUGUUUGAGAGGAACGGUUACGUGUUCGACUAUGAAUACGACUGGGCUGGGAAACCGCUGCCCACCCCCAUCGGCACGAUGCACAGCGAGGUGCAGGUGCAGCCCCCGAGCAGAGACAAAGCACAGCCACACACCAAACACCAGCCGCCCGAUGGGACGGAGCAGUGUGAUGCUCACGCUGGCGGGCAGCCCGAGGAGCCUGGGGGAGCUCACCUGGCAGCCGGGAGGCUCGGGGGGUCCGUCCAGGUGAUGAGCUCCACCAACGGGGAGCUGAACACGGACGACCCGACGGCGGGGCACUCGAACGCGCCCAUCACAGCCCCCACCGAAGUGGAGGUGACCGACGAUACAAAGUGCUGCUGUUUCUUCAAGAGGAGGAAGAGGAAAAGCACCAAACGCCAUAAGUGAGCGGGGCAGAGCAGCGGGGGGGGCUCCCCUCCCUCCGGCCGUGCCGGACGGAGCCGCAGCGCCGCGAUGGGGGUGAUGGGGAGGCAGCAGAUAGGGCCGCCCCCCCCCCCCUUUACCCGGCCGCUCAUGUCCCGCAUCCGCCAAAAAGAAAACUAAAAGGUAUAUAAAAACGCAAAGAAAACCCGCAGGGAGCGCAGCGCGGGGCCGCCCGUUGUGCCCCAUGAUGGGAGCGGGCGCCGAUCCCACCGCGCUACGGACCGAACCGAACCCUGGGCUGGUUUAUUUUUCUUUCUGUUGCUUCUUUGUCUCUUUAAGUUAAUUUAAAUGAGUCUCAGUGCAGCGCUCCCAA